AUGGUCCAUAAGGAGAAUAAAGACAGGUGAGGAACCAUCUGAUCUGCAGCACACACAUCUACUGGGUGUGCAGGGUUUUGUUCCAUCCCAGCACUAACACAUCUGUUUGAGUUAAUCAAGGUCUUGAUUAUUACAGUAGGUGUUAUUAAGUCAGGAUCAGGAUGUGAUAAAAAAUAGAAUCAAAAUCAAAUCAACGUUUAUUGGUCGUGUACACAGUUUAGCAGAUGUUAUAUGAUGCAGCGAAAUGCUUGUGUUACUAGCUCCUAACAGUGCAUUAUAAUGUCAAACAAGUACCCAAAUAAUAAAUAAUCAAAAACUAGAAACAAGAAAUCAAGAAUGUCAGAACGAAUCAACAACCUAAAUAACACUGUAUCAGUAAUCCAAAUGCAAUCUAUGUGUAAAUACACCAAAAAUAUAUGUUAAGAAUGAUAUGUACAGCAGUAGUUAUAUUACACUGAGAUAUGUCAAGAAUCCAGUAUAUAAAUAAAUGGUGUGUAUAAACAGUGUAACUAAAAUGUAAUGUACAGUAGUAGAUAUAUUAGAAUGAGCUAUGUGAGAAUACAGCACAGUGCCUUCAGAAGGUAUUCACACCCCAUAACCUUUUCAACAUUUUGUUGUGUUACAGCCUGAAUUUAAAAUAGAUUCAAUUUAGAUUUUUUUGUUCACUGGCCUACAGUGGUGGAAAAAGUACUCAAUUUUCAUACCUGAGUAAAAGUAAAGAUACCUUAAUAGAAAAUAACUAAAGUAAAAGUGAAAGUCACCCAAUAAAAUACUACUUGAGUAAAAGUCAAUAAGUAUUUGGUUUUAAAUAUACUUAAGUAUCAAAAGUAAAUGGAAUUGCUAAAAUGUCUUAAGUAUCAAAAGUAAAAGUAUAAAUCAUUUCAAAUUCCUUAUAUUAAGCAAGCUAUUGACGGAUAGCCAGGGGCACACUCCAACACUCAGACAUAAUUUACAAACGAAGCCUUUGUGUUUAAUUAGUCUGCCAGAUCAGAGGCAGUAGGGAUGACCAGGGAUGUUCUCUUGAUAAGUGUGUGAAUUGGACCAUUUUCCUUUCAAAAUGUAACGAGUACUUUUAGGUGUCAGGGAAAAUGUAUGGAGUAAAAAGUACAUUAUUUUCUUUAGGAAUGUAGUGAAGUAAAAGUAAAAGUUGGAAAAAAUAUAAAUAGUAAAGUAAAGUACAGAUACCUCAAAAAACGACUUAAGUAGUACUUUAAAGUAUUUUUACUUAAGUACUUUAGACCACUGCUGGCCUACACACAAUACCCCAUAAUGUCAAAGUGGAAUUAUGUUUUUAGACAUUUUUACAAAUUCAUACAAAAUUUAAAGCUGAAAUGUCUUGAGUCAAUAAGUAUUCAACCAUUUUGUUAUGGCAAGCCUAAAUAAGUUCAGGAGUAAAAAUGUGCUUAACAAGUCACAUAAUAAGUUGUAUGGACUCACUCUGUGUGCAAUACUAGUGUUUAAUUAAGCCCGAGGGGUUGUAGUAUAUGGCCAAUAUACCACGGCUAAGGGCUGUUCUUAUGCACGACGCAACGCGGACUGCAUGGAUACAGCCCUUAGCCGUGGUAUAUUGGCAAUAUAACACAAACACCUGAGGUGCCUUAUUGCUAGUAUAAACUGGUUACCAACGUAAUUAGAGCAGUAAAAAUACAUGUUUAGUCAUACUUGUGGUAUACGGUCUGAUAUACCAUGGCUUUCAGCCAAUCAGCAUUCAGGGCUCGAACCAACCAGUUUAUAAUAUGAUUUUUUAAUGACUACCUCAUCUCUGUACCCCACACAUACAAUUGUCUGUAAGGUCCCUCAGUCGAGCAGUGAAUUUCAAACACAGAUUCACAAAGACCAGGGAGGUUUUCUAUUGGUAGAUGGGUAACAAAACAAAAAAGAAGACAUUGAAUAUCCCUUUGAGCAAGGUGAAGUUAUUAAUUACACUUUGGUGUAUCAAUACACUACAAAGAUACAGGCGUCCUUCCUAACUCAGUUGCCGGAGAGGAAGGAAACCGCUCAGGGAUUUCACCAUGAGGCCAAAGGUGACUUUAAAACAGUUACAAAGUUUAAUGGCUGUGAUAGAAAACUGAGGAUGGAUCAACAGCAUUGUCGUUACUCAACAAUACUAACCUAAUUGACAGAGUGAAAAGAAGGAAGCCUGUGCAGAAUAAAAAUAUUCCAAAACAUGCAUCCUGUUUGCAAUAAGGCACUUAAGUAAUACUGCAAACAAUUUGGCAAAGCAAUUCACUUUUUGUACUGAGUACAAAGCGUUAUGUUUGGGGCAAAUCCAAUACAACACAUUACUGAGUACCACUCUCCAUAUUUUCAAGAACAGUGGUGGCUGCAUCAUGUUAUGGGUAUGCUUGUAAUCGUUAAGGACUAGGGAGUUUUUCAGGAUAAAAAAGAAACGGAAUGGAGCUAAGCACAGGCAAAAUCCUAGAGGAAAACAUGGUUCAGUUUGCUUUCCACCAGACACUGGGAGAUGAAUUCACCUUUUAGCAGGACAAUAACCUAAACACAAGUCAUAACACUGGAGUUGCUUACCAAGAAGACAGUGAAUGAUCCUGAGUGGCUGAGUAACAGUUUUGACUUAAAUCUACAUGAACAUCUAUGGCAAGACCUGAAAGUGGUUGUCUAGCAAUGAUCAACAACCAAUUUGACAGAGCUUGAAGGAUGUUUUAAAUAAUAAUGGUCAAAUGUUGCACAAUGCAGGUUUUGGAAAGCUCUUAGAGACUUAUCCAGAAAGACACAGCUGUAAUCGCUGCCAAAGCUGCUUCUACAAAGUAUUGACUCAGAGGUGUGAAAACGUAUGUACAUUUCUGUAUUUCAUUUUCACUAAAUUUGCAAAAUUUUCUAAAAACAGGUUUUCACUUUGUCAUUAUGGGGUAUUGUAUGUAGAUGGGUGAGAUAAAAAAAAAAGGUAAUCCGUUUUGAAUUCAGGCUGUAACACAACACAAUGUGGAAUAAGUCAAGGGGUAUGAAUACUGUAUACGAGGCACUGUACACGAAAACACAGUGUGAAAAAUAGUAUAAAAGGAACAGGAAGUGUCCAGUGUUUAAUGUCUUUAUGUACACAGAAUGUACAAAACAUUAUGAACUCCUGCUCUUUCCAUGACAUAGACUGACCAGGUGAAUCCAGUUGAAAGCUAUGAUCCCUUAUUGAUGUCACUUGUUAAAUCCACUUCAAUCAGUGUAGAUUAAAGAAGGAUUUUUAAGCCUUGAGACAAUAAAGACAUGGAUUGUGUAUGUGUGCCAUUCAGAGGUGAAUGGGCAGGACAAAAUAUUUAAGUAUGGUUGUAGGUGCCAGGCACACCGGUUUGUGUCAAGAACUGCAACGCUACUGGGUUUUUCACGCUCAACACUUUCCCUUUCCCGGUUUGUAUCAAGAAUGGUCCACCACCCAAAGGACAUUUAGCCAACUUGGCACAACUGUGGGAAGCAUUGGAGUCAACAUGGGCCAGCAUCCCCGUGGAACGCUUUCGACACCAAUGUAGAGUCCAUGCCCCAACGAAUUGAGGCUGUUUUGAGGGCAAAGAGGGGUUGUGCUUUGUAGUCUCUGUGUACAUGGGACAGCAGCAUUGGCUGUGUGUGUGUGUGAGAGUGUGUGUGCGUGUUUGUGAGUAUGGGCGUAUACGUGUGUCAUAUACACUCACGUGUGUGAGUAUAUAUGUGAGUAAAGGAGUAGGCUUAUUCUAUAAUAAAGGUGUCAUACAUGGUUUUGAAAGUUUUACUAUGAGAAAAGGUUAAGAAAAGUGUUACUUGUGUUCUCUGCAGCAGAUUGGAGGCGGCGGUGGUGGAUAACAGUGAUGGCUCCUAUUCCGUCUACUACACCCCCGUGGAGCCAGGGUUCUACUCUGUGUGGGUGUGUGUCAAGGCCCAACACAUUAAGGUACUGUACCAACCCCGGGUCAGGGGUCAGCAUGCCCCUGUAUUUCCAUUUUCUAUUCAAUUAUUCCUACUGUCAUUUCUGUCAUUAAUUUCCGUUCACUUCUUUUCUCCUCUAGGGUUCCCCUUUUGUCCUAAACGUGAAGAGAAAGGUCCGGCGGCACGUUCCACUGCUGUUCUUUCUGUUCCAGUGGGGGUUCUAAGGAGGCGCGCUGUGGCUGCACCGGUACCAUGCAAGGUAGGUACAGCAGACUACAGAGUACUUGGCUAGGAAUGUUUGAAAUGGGAAAUAUAAUAUAUACAAUUAUCUGUGGAACUCGGCGAGGCCACAUCUAAACUCAGCAAAAAAAGAAACGUCCCUUUUUCAGGACCCUGUCUUUCAAAGAUAAUUAGUAAAAAUCCAAACAACUUCACAGAUCUUAAUUGUAAAGGGUUUAAACACUGUUUCCCAUGCUUGUUCAAUGAACCAUAAACAAUUAAUGAACAUGCACCUGUGGAACGGUCAUUAAGACACUAACAGCUUACAGACGGUAGGCAAUUAAGGUCACAGUUAUGAAAACGUAGGACACUAAAGAGGCCUUUCUACUGACUCUGAAAAACACCAAAAGAAAGAUGCCCAGGGUCCCUGCUCAUCUGCAUGAACGUGCCUUAGGCAUGCUGCAAGGAGGCAUGAGGACUGCAGAUGUGGCCAGGGCAAUAAAUUGCAAUGUCCGUACUGUGAGACGCCUAAGACAACGCUACAGGGAGACAGGACGGACAGCUGAUUGUCCUCGCAGUGGCAGACCACCUGUAACAACACCUGUACAGGAUUGGUACAUCCGAACAUCACACCUGCGGGACAGGUACAGGAUGGCAACAACAACUGCCCGAGUUACACCAGGAACGCACAAUCCCUCCAUCAGUGCUCAGACUGUCCGCGAUAGGCUGAGAGAGGUUGGACUGAGGGCUUGUAGGCCUGUUGUAAGGCAGGUUCUCACCAGACAUCACCGGCAACAACGUCGCCUAUGGUCACAAACCCACCGUCGCUGGACCAGACAGGACUGGCAAAAAGUGCUCUUCGCUGACGAGUCACGGUUUUGUCUCACCAGGGUUGAUGGUCGGAUUCGCGUUUAUCAUCGAAGGAAUGAGCGUUACACCGAGGCCUGUACUCUGGAGCGGGAUCGAUUUGGAGGUGGAGGAUCCGUCAUGGUCUGAGGCGGUGUGUCACAGCAUCAUCGGACUGAGCUUGUUGUCAUUGCAGGCAAUCUCAACGCUGUGCGUAACAGGGAAGACAUCCUCAUGUGGUACCCUUCCUGCAGGCUCAUCCUGACAUUACCCUCCAGCAUGACAAUGCCACCAGCCAUACUGCUCGUUCUGUGCGUGAUUUCCUGCAAGAUAGGAAUGUCAGUGUUCUACCAUGGACAGCGAAGAGCCCGGAUCCCAAUCCCAUUGAGCACGUCUGGGACCUGUUGGAUCGGAGGGUAAGGGCUAGGGCCAUUCCCCCCAGAAAUGUCCGGGAACUUGCAGGUGCCUUGGUGGAAGAGUGGGGUAACAACUCACAGCAAGAACUGGCAAAUCUGGUGCAGUCCAUGAGGAGGAGAUACACUGCAGUACUUAAUGCAGCUGGUGGCCACACCAGAUACUGACUGUUACUUUCGAUUUUGAACCCCCCUUUGUUCAGGGACACAUUAUUCCAUUUCUGUUAGUCACAUGUCUGUGGAACUUGUUCAGUUUAUGUCUCAGUUGUUGAAUCUUGUUAUGUUCAUACAAAUAUUUACACAUGUUAAGUUUGCUUAAAAUAAAUGUAGUUGACAGUGAGAGGACAUUUCUUUUUUUGCUGAGUUUAGUACUGGUGCAGGGACAAUGCUAGGUAUGUCCUCUAUGGGCAAUAUGCCAAUUAGGUGCAGCAGAGUGAAGGCUACUACAGGAGCGGUAUGCUAGGUAUGUGCAGAAUGGGAAAUGUGCUUUGUCUGGUGCGCUGAGUGGACAAGUCACAUCAGGUAACAGUAAGUCUGUGUCUGUAAGUCUUGAAGUGUGUGUCCGCUGUCCACCAUGACAUUAAGCACCAGACAGAUUUACUAAGCAUUUGCACAACGGUCACGAUAGCUUUGCUUUUAAUCUCUUACUCCUUUCUGAAAAUAUCAGGUACAAAACUAUGAAUAUUAACACUCUUGCCUUUUGUGUGUGCAGGAGGGUUCCAGGGCUCUGGUCACGGCCAUAAGGGUCACCCUGGUAAACACCACUGGUCGUGCUGUGGCAGUGUGGUGGAGGCAUCCGAGUGCCUGCCCCGGAGUGUGAUAAUGGCAGUGGGGGGAACAGUAACAGCAGUGGGGGGGACAGGGACAGGCUCGCCCCGGGGCCAUCUCAGAACAGUGGAGCUCUGA
Messenger RNA from Coregonus sp. 'balchen', 6230 nucleotides. Lineage: Eukaryota; Metazoa; Chordata; Actinopteri; Salmoniformes; Salmonidae. The record is from the annotation of a GenBank genome assembly.